Molecule: messenger RNA, 1611 nt
Organism: Striga asiatica
Lineage: Eukaryota; Viridiplantae; Streptophyta; Magnoliopsida; Lamiales; Orobanchaceae
Source: the annotation of a GenBank genome assembly
UGAAAAUUAUUUGGUCAAUUAAAUUUUCUAGAUCCGUCCCUGGGUUUUAUAUAUGGUGGGUACACUGUGUAAAAGAACAUAAUAGGAGGGGGCAAAUUGCAAUUCUCUUUUGUAUUGAAGAUCAGAAUUUUUAACCGAUACUCGAUCCAGGAUUGAACCAGCAAGAGCUCUUUGUGGUGAUAGUUGUUGAUCGAAUUCAUCAUGAUCUCUCAGUUCUUCGUGCUUUCACAGAGAGGCGAUAAUAUCGUCUUUCGAGACUAUCGUGGAGAUGUACAGAAAGGAAGUGCGGAAAUAUUUUUUCGCAAAGUGAAGUUCUGGAAAGAAGAUGGCAAAGAGGAAGCACCUCCUGUAUUUGUGGAGUGGACUAUAUGUAUUGUUGAGAAUUCUCACUGUUAUCAUCACUUUUUAUUUCUUCGAAUGACCUGUCAUGGGAAAUAUCUGAAGAUUGAACUAACUUUAUUGAAUUUACGUCUUGCGCAACAGAAUCUAGAUGGUGUAAACUACUUUCAUGUGAAGGUGGUUGGCCUGCUUUUUGUUGCAACCACAAGGGUCAGCUUGUCCCCUUCCUUAGCUUUGGAGCUUCUGCAGAGAAUUGCACGUGUCAUCAAAGAUUACCUUGGUGUUCUUAGUGAGGAGUCUUUGCGGAAAAAUUUUGUUCUUGUGUAUGAACUGCUUGAUGAAGUUAUAGAUUUUGGAUACGUUCAAACAACAUCUACUGAAGUAUUGAAGUCUUAUGUAUUCAAUGAACCAAUUGUGGUUGAUGCUGCACGCAUGCCUCCCCUUGGUCCUGCAGCCCUAUUUAUGCAAGGAAACAAACGAAUGCCAGGGACAGCUGUUACAAAAUCUGUUGUUGCAAAUGAACCUGGGGGUAGGAAAAGGGAGGAAAUCUUUGUUGAUAUAAUAGAGAAAAUAAGCGUCACCUUUAGCUCUAGUGGGUAUGUAUUGACUUCUGAAAUUGAUGGCACUAUCCAAAUGAAGAGUUAUCUAACUGGAAACCCAGAGAUCAGAUUAGCUCUCAAUGAUGAUCUAUACAUUGGAAAGAGUGGCAUAUCAAAUUACGGCUAUAGUGGUUCAUCUGGGACAGGACCAGUUAUUUUGGACGAUUGCAAUUUUCACGAAUCUGUACAUAUGGAUAGUUUUGAUGUUGACAGAACACUGAGUCUGGUACCACCAGAUGGGGAAUUUCCUGUCAUGAAUUAUCGUAUUACCCAGGAAUUCAAGCCCCCGUUUUCCGUCAAUACCUUAAUUGAAGAGGCAGGGACACUUAAGGCUGAAGUGAUUCUGAAAAUCCGUGCCGAGUUUCCUUCAAGUAUUACAGCUAACACAAUCUUAGUAGAAAUGCCAUUGCCUGCAUGUACAACCAGGGUCAAUUUUGACUUGGAACGUGGAAUAGCUGGGCAGAGUGCUGAUUUCAAAGAAUCACAGAGAAAACUUGAAUGGAGUAUUGUGGGAGGUUCUGAACACACACUACGUGCAAAAUUGAAUUUUUCACAAGAGUUGCAUGGAAAUAUUACAAAGGAAGCUGGGCCAGUGAGCAUGACCUUCACAAUUCCUAUGUAUAAUCCUUCAAGGCUGCAGGUAAGGCUGUUAAGAUAUGAUGCCUUAGUGUAG